Molecule: messenger RNA, 741 nt
Organism: Didymodactylos carnosus
Lineage: Eukaryota; Metazoa; Rotifera; Eurotatoria; Philodinida; Philodinidae
Source: the annotation of a GenBank genome assembly
UCGUUGUUUGACGUAUGAUUACAUAACUGUCGUCCAUCUAACUGGAUCUGACAUAGUAUUUGCGAAUUGCAUUCUUGCAUAAUAAGCUAAACAUAACUGUGUUCAACUUUUAACUAAAGCAGAGCAGUUGUCUGUAGCAUUGCUAAGGUAUACUCAGGGGUUUUAUGUAAUCAUUAAGUGAGACUAGAACACUGAAUAACGAAAUUCGUCAUCUAUAUCAAACAAGUCAUCUUUCUUUAGGCAUGAUCAGCAAAUUAGUAAAGUUACUUUGGCCCGUCUAUGGAACAAAACGUUUCUCGAGCAUAUGGUGACCUUGAAAGGCUUUCAUUUUCACGAAGCUCGAAAUAUCACAAAUACAAAACACAUAUUUUCCAAUUAUACAUAAAUGUUCAGAAUCGUGUUGCGGAUAAGCCCAAGUUGAUGCGAAGCAUCAGACGCCAAUAAGUUCUGACGUGAGCUAUCUAUAAUUAACAUCAAUUUACGUUGUGGUAGUCUUUGUUUGUAAUCUUCUUCACUCCAUUUUAAUAAAAUACUAAAAUAUAAUCUUUCAUAAUCAGCACAAAAUAGGAGGUAAGUCAUUCAAAUUAUUCUAAAUAUCCUCAUUUUACAGCUCCAAAACAGGAAUACAGCGCACAAUUGAAUCAAGCAUAUCAAGGAGCUAAACUAAUCGAAGAACAAAUUUUAGAAACGAUUCCGGAAUUCAAAGCAACGGACGCGGAUGAAGCCAGUCAGCGGCGUUGA